CGAACACACAGACACCCCAAGAACCGGGAUUCGCUUCGGUGGACGCCGGACUGCCUCGAUAACGUCAUGGGCGGCUCUUCGCAGCUCCGAGCCGCUUGACAUGUGCUCGGAUUACUCAGACCCAUUAAACUGGGCCACUUCUUUCAAGAUCUCAGCUUGCUGACAGGAAUGUAGUUGCCAGCCACAGUUCCUGACAAAGAUGCCGCUCUUCCCCAACUACGACACCCUGCAGAACACCUUCGGCAGCCCCUACCGCCGAGGCCCAUCGCAGAACAAGGCCAAUGCGAGCGGCCCAACGCCGCACCAAGCCCGUCUUGAGCUCUACCCGGCGUACUCGGUCAUUGACGAUGCGAAGAACAAGGCGCAGAAGCUGAGCGCGGAGGCCGCUAAGGAGUUUGAGGCGGCGAGUCAGAAAGCGCAGGCCAAGGCAGGCAAGAUGGAGCUGUACUCAGGGAAAUACUAUGCCGCUUGCACUUUUGGCGGCAUGAUGGCCUGUGGCUUGACGCACACGGCUGUGACGCCUUUGGACCUUGUCAAGACGCGCCGCCAGGUUGACUCGAAGCUGUACAAGGGCAACUUCCAAGCGUGGGGCCACAUCUACCGCACCGAAGGCGUCCGCGGCGUCUUUACGGGCUGGAGCCCCACCUUCUUCGGCUACUCGGCGCAGGGCGCCUUCAAGUACGGGUGGUACGAAUACUUCAAGAAGACGUACUCUGACCUGGCCGGGCCCGAGGCGGCGUACAAGUACAAGACGGCGCUGUACCUGUCGGCGUCGGCGUCGGCCGAGUUCCUGGCCGACAUUGCGCUGUGCCCGUUUGAGGCGAUCAAGGUGCGCAUGCAGGCGACCAUCCCAGCGCAGUACAAGGGCACUUUCGACGGGUUCAGCAAGAUCACAGCCGCCGAGGGCGUCAGCGGGCUGUACAAGGGCCUCUACCCGUUGUGGGGGCGGCAGAUCCCCUACACCAUGAUGAAGUUUGCAUCGUUUGAGACCAUAAUCGAGAUGAUCUACGCCCGGCUGCCGGGGACCAAGAGCGACUAUAGCAAGGCGGCGCAGACGGGGGUGUCAUUUGUGGGCGGCUAUCUGGCGGGUAUCCUGUGCGCCAUCGUGUCGCACCCGGCCGACGUCAUGGUCAGCAAGUUGAACGCGUACCGCAAGCCUGGAGAGGGAUUCGGCGCUGUCACGUCGAGGAUAUACAAGGACAUCGGAUUCAGGGGGCUCUGGAACGGCCUGCCGGUCAGAAUCGUCAUGAUUGGUACACUGACCGGGCUGCAGUGGAUGAUCUAUGUGAGUCUUGUCUGGAGGGGAGAACUUAGAUGAUAAGACUGACCGCUUUGCAGGAUUAUUUCAAGAUCUUUAUGGGCUUCCCGACGACAGGCGGUGCGCCGCCGC
Molecule: messenger RNA, 1390 nt
Organism: Parathielavia appendiculata
Lineage: Eukaryota; Fungi; Ascomycota; Sordariomycetes; Sordariales; Chaetomiaceae
Product: mitochondrial carrier
Exons: 2
Coding region: 200-1318 (372 amino acids)
Biological process (GO): mitochondrial phosphate ion transmembrane transport
Cellular component (GO): mitochondrial inner membrane
Molecular function (GO): phosphate transmembrane transporter activity
Source: RefSeq, a predicted model, not a curated record